UCCUUCCCUUCCCUGCUGGGCCCGGACUAAGGCGACGGUGUGGGAUGAAGGGGGGGAUCCCGAGCGGGAGUUGGAUGCACACUGCUACAGGAGACCUUUCCUCGGAGCUGCUGUUGCUGCUAAGUUUCAGAAACCGACUGUGAACAGGGUGGGUUGUCUUCUCCUUCCAAGAUCUCAGGUCUGAGUGAGUCUCCGGUGUACGUGUAUAUAUGUUACCUAUAACAUAUACAAUAUAUUGCGUAGCUGCUAAUCUAUUUCCCCCCCGCGAAAGUGGCCAAAGUCUUAUUAUAAUAAGAGUUACUCUAUAUGUGGAAGCAAAGAAAUCUUCCUUCAAGUGGAGCUGCAGUUUUGCUGAAUAAUCACGUGUGAGUUAGGGGCGGGCUCUUGGCAAGGAGGUUUUUUACGAGUAUUUACUACAAGGUCUUACUCCAGAAGAUUAACCAUCCCAAUCCUUCUGUCAGUCUCCGAUGCCAUGCCUGGUUAAAAAAAAAAAAAAAAAAAAUCUCAUCUUUUUUCCGAUCGUCAGUCACCCUAAAGAAUGGCCGAGCCUUCUGGGAACGAGCUGGCGUCCGCGGCUGCCAAGGGGGACCUAGUGCAACUUACUAAUUUGUUGCAAAAGAAUGUAAACGUCAAUGCACAAAAUGGAUUUGGGAGGACUGCGCUGCAGGUGAUGAAACUCGGCAACCCCGAAAUCGCCCGGCGGCUGCUCAGUAACGGGGCGAACCCCAACCUGAAAGACAGUACCGGCUUCGCUGUCAUCCACGACGUAGCCAGGGAGGGGUUUCUGGACACUUUGCAGACUCUGCUGGAGUUCAAAGCCGAUGUUAACAUUGAGGACAACGACGGCAACCUGCCCUUGCACUUGGCGGCCCAGGAGGGGCAUGUGCGGGUGGUGGAGCUGCUGCUGGCGCGCUCCGAGUGCAAGGUGGGCCACCAGAACAAGCGGGGGGCCACCGCCUACGACCUGGCCAGGCUCUACAGGAGGGCGGCCGUGGUGGAGCUCCUGGAGGCCAGCAGCUCCUUCCCCCCCAGCAUGGACUGAACCCCGCUAGGACGGGCUCUCCUUUGGACCUGAGGGUGUGCAGACUUAUCGGGGUGUUUCCCUCCUUUUUAACAACAUUUGUUGCUACAUUACUUUUUUUUUUUCCUUCUGAACAUCUGGUAGUGUAAGUCUCAGAAAAUUCCAGAGGUGGGUUUUUAGAUAACAGAAAUGUUUUAAAUCCAUGCUCCCAGCAGUUUCCUAUACCUUUCACUUUUCACAGUACUCCCAGGCUCAUCCGUGUCUAUGUUGGUUGCUCAUAUCUAGUUUUCCAGUAUCAACUUUUACAGUUUAUUUUAGGUCGUUCAUAUCAAGUCAUUAAUACAAGAGCUACUAUUCACAUGUUUAAUAUUGCUGGACUUUUAAGGAAAGGAAAUACUUUACUGUGAUUUCUCCCACCUCUCAGUGCACCCCUCCCUUCUCCUCACUCCCCCUACCGCUUUUGCUCAGGCUCAAGAGUCUGAGGUCCUGUUUUAGAUAAAAACAUCCUUUUAAAAAGGGGUCACCUGCAGCCCCUGCACAGGCAGAGCUGGAAGUCAAAGGCUGCGUGGCCUGAGGACAGUGGAUGGCGCUUAGAUGCUUUAGGCAGUAACUGUAUUUUGUCACUAACGAGAGCUUGUAGAACUAGGACACUUACUUUCUAAAUGUAGAUGACACUUUUCCUCUUUGUGUAUUUAAACUUUCACCGAUCUGGUUUUGAAUUUAGUUACCAGAAACAGUAUAAGUGGUGUUUCUUCGAUUGCCAGAGGUUUUAAACAGCUCAGUUUAGUAGUUCGUGUUUACUGUGCACUGCAGAAGACUUUUUUUCUAGUUUCAAAACAAGCAGCAGAGAACCAUUGUCAAAGGCAAGAGGACACGAAGGCUGCAAUACAAGACUUCUGGUCACUUCAUCUGCUGGUUGCAGUUUAGAUGUUCUCUGAGUAAUAUUUGCUUUCCACCAACUAUUCUUUUUAGUCUGGAAAUAAACUAUUUUAAGGACAGCAUCUCACAAAACAAGAAUAUUUGAAUACAGUGUAAUUUAGGUAGCAGCACUUUUGAUAUUUGUGAAGUUUUUGCUUGCACCUAAAACACAAUUUAACCAUUGGAAAUUUUCUAUUGCAACACAGUUGAGAGUAUUCACCAGACUGAAACUCAUUUGCCUCUCCAGCCUCAACAGGAGCUAACGAUGCUCAGCACCGUGUCGGGAAGAGCCUAUUAUGAAACUUUUAACAUUCGUACAGGAUCUACUUGUUGGGAAGAUGGGCAGUUUAAAGUGCUUCAUUUUGAAUAGUCUGAAUUUCAGCCGUGCAAAAUAGAAGGUUUUAAAUCAAUGCAAAAUGAAUGCUACUUUAAAUAGCACUUAAAAGAGGAGAGGAAAUACAUUAGUUUAGUUUUUAACUUUUUUUUAAAUUAGCCCCACAAAAACAGUUACUACAUUUUCAAGUAAAAAAUAAUUUGCUGAAACUGUCUGUCACAUUUACUAUAAGCUCUGUCAUACUGCUGUGUUCUGAUUAAAAACCUCUGUGAAAUAUGAAAA
Sturnus vulgaris (Common starling) is the source of this 2555-nucleotide messenger RNA. RefSeq names its product cyclin dependent kinase inhibitor 2C (gene CDKN2C). Gene Ontology annotation, cellular component: cytoplasm; nucleus. Gene Ontology annotation, molecular function: protein kinase binding; cyclin-dependent protein serine/threonine kinase inhibitor activity. The record is from RefSeq and is a predicted model, not a curated record. Gene Ontology annotation, biological process: negative regulation of cell population proliferation; regulation of G1/S transition of mitotic cell cycle; regulation of cyclin-dependent protein serine/threonine kinase activity. NCBI's taxonomy places the organism in Eukaryota, Metazoa, Chordata, Aves, Passeriformes, Sturnidae.